Messenger RNA from Notodromas monacha, 1995 nucleotides. Lineage: Eukaryota; Metazoa; Arthropoda; Ostracoda; Podocopida; Cyprididae. The record is from the annotation of a GenBank genome assembly.
AUGGCUGGGCUCGAUGAAGGACUGAUGGAUGUGGCUACCGGUUCGUCUUCUUCGGAUCUUCUUGGUGAUGUUCCUGACGAAGAUGUGAAUCUGUUAUUAGGUGAGCUGUACAUCUCUGAACGUCAGGAGGAACCAAAACUGGAGGAACGGACCAUCAAGUUUCCUUCGCUGGCUUCGGAACUCGUAAAAACUUUGGAGACUGCUGAUUUGAGGACUUGGAAACGUCUAGUGGAACUGUGUAGUGUUGUGAAAACAAGGAUUGGUGGCGUUACUUUGAACAUCGGUGGAUUCGAAUCCUUAAAGAAGAUUUGUUGCGGACAUUUGACCAUUCCCACGCCAGCGGACUUACCUGUAUCAGUGAAGGGAGCUGAGAUAUCUGAAGGAUCUUCAAACGAACAUUUGGAAGUUAUUUCUGAAUCUUCUGAUUUAGUGGAUUUGGGACCAAGUGAGGAAGUGGAGAGAAUCCCUUGUAUCCCUGCUGUUGUUGAUGAGAUGGCUGGUACUUCAAAAGGUCAAACUGGGGCAAUCGCUGGUCUUGGAGAUGAGGAGAUUCUUCAAUUUAAUUUGGGACUGGAUUUAAAUGAAGGCGACCGCCCUUUUCGUCAUUGGAGUUCAAUCUUUGAAGUAUCAAAAUUCAUGCCUGAUAAUUCUCCGACAUAUUUCAAUAAUGUUGGGAAAUCGAUGAAGUUAACUGAUGCCGUUUUCAAGGAACUGAAGUCAAAUCAAGUUAAGGUUCCGCUGCCAGUACCAGGGACUUUGGUUGCCGAUUUCGACUUUAGUACUGCGAAUGGUCUAUGUCUGGCUGGUCUGUGGUCUGUGGGGAUGGAUCGAUGUCUUCCAGCAACCUUCGAAAUCGGAUUAAGGUCUUUGAUCGGAUAUUUGAACAAAAGUGAUCCUGAUCAUGUGGGUUGGAGGUCGGUUGUAUCUCCGAUCCUUUAUUUGUCCCGAUUUAACAAUCAUUGUGAAGCAAGGAUUGGGGGCAUUACUUUGAACAUCGGUGGAUUCGAAUCCUUAAAGAAGAUUUGGUGCGGACAUUUGACCAUUCCCACGCCAGCGGACUUACCUGUAUCAGAGAAGGGAGCUGAGAUAUCUGAAGGAUCUUCAAACGAACAUUUGGAAGUUAUUUCUGAAUCUUCUGAUUUAGUGGAUUUGGGGCCAAGUGAGCAAGUGGAGAGAAUCCUUUGUAUCCCUGCCGUUGUUGAUGAGAUGGCUGGUACUUCAAAAGAUCAAACUGGGGCAAUCGCUGGUCUUGGAGAUGAGGAGAUUCUUCAAUUUAAUUUGGGACUGGAUUUAAAUGAAGGCGACCGCCCGUUUCGUCAUUGGAGUUCAAUCUUUGAAGUAUCAAAAUUCAUGCCUGAUAAUUCUCCGACAUAUUUCAAUAAUGUUAGGAAAUCGAUGAAGUUAACUGAUGCCGUUUUCAAGGAACUGAAGUCCAAUCAAGUUAAGGUUCCGCUGCCAGUACCAGGGACUCUGGUAGCUGAUUUCAACUUUAGUACUGCGAAUGGUCUAUGUCCGGCUGGUCCGUGGUCUGUGGGGAUGGAUCGAUGUCUUCUACCAACCUACAAAAUUGGAUUGAGGUCUUUGAUCGGGUAUUUGACCUGCAUAAAGAAGAGAAAGGAGUGCCCGAUUGGUCUUGUUUGCGACCGGAAUGGUGUUCCUGUGUUACCUUUAACGCCAGUUAGGGCUGAGCAUUAUGUUGGUCCUGACGAACGUAUGGAGGCGGGCAGGAUUUAUCAAAAAUUGAGGUCUUUGAUCGGGUAUUUGAACAAAAGUGAUCCUGACCAUGUGGGGUGGAGGUCGGUUGUAUCUCCGAUCCUUUAUUUGUCCCGAUUUAGUAAAGCUGCUUCUUGGGGAAUAGAUGGGAAUGUUAUUCCUGGGAAGUCUCCUUUUGAGGAGCAUAUUCACUGUGGUUCUAAUGGUCCAUCAGUCUUUUGCAAUGGGAUGGAAAGUUUUUCUGUCUCAAAGGAGUUGCAUGGUGAACAGGGGGAUGUGUUC